Messenger RNA from Lingula anatina, 1223 nucleotides. RefSeq names its product rhodopsin, GQ-coupled-like. NCBI's taxonomy places the organism in Eukaryota, Metazoa, Brachiopoda, Lingulata, Lingulida, Lingulidae. Gene Ontology annotation, cellular component: membrane. Gene Ontology annotation, biological process: G protein-coupled receptor signaling pathway. The record is from RefSeq and is a predicted model, not a curated record. Gene Ontology annotation, molecular function: G protein-coupled receptor activity.
CCAAUGAAGAGAUACACAUCGGUAAAUUCUGAAACACAGCACCUCUCGGCACUGUGUUAAAACGAAUCCAUGGAAAACAUGCGGGGGAAUGGUACAUUUCAACUGAAUGGCUCGGCACUGUUGCCUUAUGAACAUCCGUUCUGGUCUACUUAUCCUCCGCCACCUCGUGAAGUCAAUGUCAUAGUGGGGACAUUUGUGUUAGCAGUAUCUCUCAUCACCAUAGCUGGCAAUUCGUUCGUUAUUGGUUUCUUCUGUAGGUGUAAAUCCCUUAGGACUCCAGCUAACUUUCUUCUUAUGAAUCUGUCUUUAAGUAACGUUUUGAUGUCUGUGUCUGUUCCAAUGGUUACAGUAGCUUCUUAUCUUGGCGAAUGGCCAUUUGGAGAAAUAGGUUGUAACCUACACGCUGUGAUGAUGGGAGGGUUCGGACUGAUGACUAUUAAUACAAUGGCAGCAAUCGCGGUGGAGAAACACCACAGUAUAGUGAAGUCCCAGACUGUCGUCAGUCGCGUGUCAUGGCGUUUGGCACUUAAGUAUCUCGCAAUAGUUUGGGUAAACUCAAUCAUCUGGGUCCUACCACCUUUAUUCGGCUGGGGUCGAUAUAUUUUAGAAGGACUGGGAACAGCUUGUUGCUUUGACUACAUAACGGAGACAAUUACAAACAGAGCCUUUGUUGUUACGUUAUUUGCAGCGGGAUUUAUCUGUCCUCUCUCUGUUAUCGUGGUUUGUUAUAUCUGGAUCUUUGCUCACGUUCACAACAAUUCUCAUGCCAUGAAAACGUAUAGGAUGUCUUCUCAACGGAAGAAACGAAUUUCAAGAUCUGAGCUGAAAAUAGUGAAAAUGAUUUUAGUGGUGUUGAUGAUAUAUAUCGGAGCUUGGACGCCUUACGCGGUUGUUUCUCUUAUGGGAAUAUUUGGAAAGGCUAAUCAGCUGGAUCGCGUAACCUCCACUAUUCCUGCCAUGGUGGCCAAGGCAUCUGCAAUUUACAACCCCUUGGUUUAUAUUCACUACCACCGGAGAUUUCGUGGAGAGCUGAGGAGAAGAGGAAUAUUCCCUUGUAGUUCAGCGUCACAUAGUUCGGCGCAAAAUUCGUCCUAUGGCUCUAAAAGUGACUCAAAAAGCUGGAUUAGACAGUCUGCUUUGGCAAAACAAACUUCCGCUCAUCACUAUGUUUAGUAUGCAGAUAAAUCAUUCAUCGCCUGUUAAUUCAGAUUGUUUGUUUUAUA